This is a messenger RNA of Ochotona princeps (American pika), 531 nucleotides long. Its product is annotated as cTAGE family member 6-like. Bases 1 to 531 code for a protein of 176 amino acids. The record is from RefSeq and is a predicted model, not a curated record. Gene Ontology annotation, cellular component: endoplasmic reticulum exit site; endoplasmic reticulum membrane. Gene Ontology annotation, biological process: endoplasmic reticulum to Golgi vesicle-mediated transport; vesicle cargo loading; protein secretion. Lineage: Eukaryota; Metazoa; Chordata; Mammalia; Lagomorpha; Ochotonidae. The transcript has 8 exons.
AUGCACACUAAUAAAAAUAUUACUGAUGAUACUACUAACAUAAUUAACUUUGGAUGGAGAGUCAAAGUUCUUGAACAAGAAUUGGAAAGAACAAUUGAUUAUUUUCAAUUUCAGAUUAUUUAUUUGAAGAAAAAUGCAAAUGACAAUUGGUGGGCAGCUCGGUUUGCCGAGAGAGAACUCCAUGACUUAAAGAAAGAAUACGUUUAUAAAAGGAAAAGGUACCUGAUGGUCGAGGAAAACUGCCAGCUAGAUCAAAGGGCUGAUGUGUCACUUGUGGAUGAAGAUUGGAACUAUACAGCAACAGAAAUCUUGAUGUAUAGAAACAGAAUCAAUGAUCUUGAAAUAGAACUUCAAAGGACAUUUCAUUAUUACCAGGAAGAGAUACUUUCUUAUAACAAAGAAGCACAAAUCAAUUGGCGUGUGACUUCUUUCAAAUAUACCGACAUCCCCUACUAUCAGUUUGUCUCCAUUGUUUCUGCUGCAGAGGAUCCCUGUGACCUCAUCCCCGAGAUUAGUUACCCCAUAAAGUGA